AUGCCUCAAAGCUUGCAGGAGGGCUGCUACCUGUUGUCCCAUGCAGCAGAAGACUCUUCGCUCCUGAUCUACAAGACCUCGGAUGGGAAAUUGAGCAGAACGGCCUAUAAUUUGCACAAAUCACACUGUGACCUUCCUAGUAUACCUUCCAGUCUCUCCGUGCCCUGGAUUCCCUUAGACCCCAGUCUCCUGUUACCAUACCACGUCCACCAUGGACGAAUACCUUGUACAUUCCCACCUAAGUCUCAGGGUCCUGCAACACAGCUGAAGGCUGGCGGACCAAGAAUGCCUGCACACAGCCGCAGGAAUCCUGUUUCUAUGGAAACCAAAAGCAGUUGCUUGCCUGCUCAGCAAGUUGGAAAUGAAGGAGUGGCUCAAAAUAAAAGAAAACUAACCUAAGGGCUGUGCCACGGAAAACGAAAUUUCAGAAAAUCCAGUUACAACGCUGUCUUAAUUUGAAAAGUUUGAGAAGUGUGCCCAGAAGAUCAGUAGGCACGAAGACCAUUCUUCCUCCAAUAGUCUCAGAAUCUUUAGAAAGUGCCUUGGGGAUUGCUGGCUGUUAGAAGGACUGUGUCAACUGAAGUGGAGAAUUAAGCUCUUCACUUUUGAUACUGGAGUGGAAUCUAGAUAUGGUUAAUAUUAUUGUGGCUGGGAACUAAAGAAAAAAUAUUUUUAUAGUAUAUCUUUUCUAAAAAUUAGAAAUAGGAAAAAGUAUCGGCUUUUUUUUUUAAGUUUUAUUUGCAAUCUAUUGCCACUGUCAGAAAUAAUGAGGAUUAUAAACCCUCAUCCACAUUCAGUUUAGGGCCUGGGCGCUGUGCCUGAGCUUUUGUGCUCAAGACUAGCGCUCUUCCACU
Molecule: messenger RNA, 854 nt
Organism: Dipodomys ordii (Ord's kangaroo rat)
Lineage: Eukaryota; Metazoa; Chordata; Mammalia; Rodentia; Heteromyidae
Product: little elongation complex subunit 2-like
Exons: 3
Coding region: 1-399 (132 amino acids)
Biological process (GO): snRNA transcription by RNA polymerase II; snRNA transcription by RNA polymerase III; positive regulation of transcription by RNA polymerase III
Cellular component (GO): transcription elongation factor complex
Source: RefSeq, a predicted model, not a curated record